This is a messenger RNA of Spirometra erinaceieuropaei, 528 nucleotides long. The record is from the annotation of a GenBank genome assembly. Lineage: Eukaryota; Metazoa; Platyhelminthes; Cestoda; Diphyllobothriidea; Diphyllobothriidae.
AUGCUGAUGGACGCCUACCGAGACGAAAGCCCCGGGAUCCGCAUCGCCUACAGGACGGACGGCCACCUCCUCACCCGCAGGCGGAUGCACCUUCAGUCGCGUGGACCCAUAACGACAGUCUACGAACUCCUCCUUGCCGACAACUGCGCUCUCAACGGCACGUCGGAACGGGACAUGCAAAGGAGCAUGGACCUCUUCGCCGCCGCCUGCGAGAACCUCGGUCUGAUCAUUAACACGGAGAAUACGGUCGUCAUGCACCAACCGCCACCCAACACUGCCCACAAUGCGCCGCAAAUUUGCAUGAACGGAACCCAACUGCACGUGGUGGACAACUUCACGUAUCUGGGCAGCACUCCCUCCUGCAGCACCAAAAUCGACGACCAAAUUGCCUGCCGUAUUUCCGAAGCCACCCAUGUCUUCGGCCGUCAGCAGAAUAUCGUCUGGAACCGUCACGGUCUUCAGCUCAACACGAUGCUGAAGAUGUACAAGGCAGUCAUCCUGCUUCUUGUCUACAAGAAGCAGGCGUGA